Molecule: messenger RNA, 303 nt
Organism: Protopolystoma xenopodis
Lineage: Eukaryota; Metazoa; Platyhelminthes; Monogenea; Polystomatidea; Polystomatidae
Source: the annotation of a GenBank genome assembly
AUGGUGCAUACACCGCAUGGAGUUAAUUUUGACUCUUCAACUGGGAAGAAUGCGAGAACACUUGGGCACUCGGGGAAUAUUUGGACAAGAAGAGAAAAGGUAAAAAAGAAGACGAUUACGAAAGAGGACAAGUCAAACGGGCAGGAGGAGGGUAGAGCAAAAAUGGAAAGGGCUUUGGGACUGAUCGCAUCCUUUCGGGUGAAUUGGGGCACGGAACCUUCCUGUUUGGAAGUAAAGGCCGCCGCGAAAGCCUCCAACUGGGAAGAUGUAAACUUAAUUGUGCAAAAAGUUGCAUUUCCCUAA